AUGGCUGUGCAGCCUAAUGUCGUGAAUAUUACUGACGAACUUAUUACUGGUGGACUUGCUGCACUCAUGCUGAAGCUGUGGUUUGAACGCGACGAACGGGGUAACCGACGUGUUCCUGUCCUCUUCCAUCGACUGCGCGUACGUAUCAGUGAUAGUCUACAUCCUUUGAGUGGAAAUAAGGCGGUGUUCCGUAUUGAAUGCGAGUACGCGAACGGAUUUGCACGUUGGGUUAUAUAUAGGCAGCUACGUGACUUCGUAUCCCUGCAUACACACUAUCGACUAUCGAAUGCCUUUAACCGUAAUGUCGAUGCAUUGCCGGAGUUUCCGAAAACAAGUCUGCCUUACUUCAAGUUCCUAAGAGAGAAAGGAAAAGAAAAUGACCGGGAAGUUAAGAAGGCCGAUUUUGCUCGGAUGCAGCGCGAAAGUCUAGAGAACUAUCUCAUUGGUCUUAUCCGUGCUGUGAUGUUCCACCCGACCUCGAAUCGCAUGGCCGGCUUUCUCGAAAUAAGUGCCCUUUCUAUCGCUUUGGCCCAGUCUGGUGGGUGGCAAGCAAAGGCUGGUAUGCUUACCAUUGAAUCUGCUUCAAAGAAGAGCGGAGGCUUUGGCAAGAAGAGUUCCUCAUGGUCAGCGAAGAGGAAGCAGCGAUGGAGUGCACUCCGAGAAAGCUAUCUCGUUGCUGUAGAAGAACCCGGCGAGGUCAAUAUCUGGGAUGUAUUCAUGCUCGAUCCUGAUUUCAAGAUUGAGCGUCCAAAAAGAUAUUAUCGGCAAGGCCUCAAUAUGUUGCAACACACCCAUGGCUCGGAAUCUGGUUCCGAUAGUCCGGGAACGCCCAUGGCUGACCCAUCAACGAAUGUGGAUCCAAUGCAAGGAGAUGAGCAUGAGUAUGAGCAUGGCGAUGACCAGCAGCCGGACGUAGCUGAGGCGGAGAAGCAAUUGCAGCAACGGCGGAGUAAAGGCAAAAAACGUACUAAGGAUGUAUCGAGACACACUUUCUUCGUGUCAAAUUCACAGAUGCGGCUGAAACUGUUCGCAAAGAAUGAUCGACAAAUGCAGCAGUGGAUCACUGCAUUCGAGAAGACUGCGAACUCAUCUCAUUGGACUGGCCGGAAUAGAUUUGAUAGUUUUGCACCGAUUCGUCUGAAUGUUGCUGCUCAAUGGCUGGUUGAUGGACGCGAUUACAUGUGGAAUCUCUCUAGGGCUAUCUUGAUGGCGCGAGAGCGCAUUUACAUCCAUGAUUGGUGGCUUUCUCCAGAGCUUCAAAUGCGGCGGCCAAACAAGGAGCAUUAUAGAUUGGACAAGCUUCUCCAGCGAAAGGCGUACGAGGGUGUAAAGAUAUACAUAAUAUUAUAUCAAGAGGUGUCAAAUAGAACUACACCAACAGAUAGCAGCUAUACGAAACAGCGCUUGGCUGCUCUUCAUCCCAAUAUCAUGAUCCAGCGUUCACCUUCACAUUUCCAGACAGGAACAUUUUAUUGGGCUCAUCAUGAGAAGCUUUGUGUUAUUGACGAAGCCAUUGCAUUUAUGGGUGGCAUAGACUUGUCCUUCGGUCGUUGGGACACUCCGCAGCACAUUCUUAUCGAUACUCCCGGAGUGGAUAGCGAAGAUCCAGCUCAGAUUUGGCCAGGCAAAGACUAUAGUAAUGCGCGUAUGAGCGACUUCUUCACGUUGAACAAGCCAUUCGAAGAUAUGUAUGAUAGGGAAAGGAUCCCGCGAAUGCCUUGGCACGAUGUCGGUGUUCAAAUUGUUGGUCAACCUGCCCGGGAUUUAUGUCGGCAUUUCGUGCAACGAUGGAAUUAUCUACUUCGGAUCAAAAACCACACUCGAACGAUGCCUUUCCUACUUCCACCCCCAGAUUUCAGGUUACAUGACUUGAACGAACAAGGAUUGACGGGCACAUGCGAGGUUCAGAUAUGCCGUUCCUGUGGUCCGUGGUCAAUGGGAACACCGACGAGGGUAGAGCAUUCGAUUCAGAAUGCGUAUUUGAAAGCAAUUCAGUUGUCGGACCAUUUCGUAUAUAUUGAGAAUCAAUUCUUUAUCACUUCGACAAAUGUUAACGAUACACCUAUCGAGAACAAGAUCGGUGAUGCGCUUGUACAUCGUAUAAUUCGCGCUCACCGCGAAGGGACGACGUGGAAAUGCUGCAUUGUGAUUCCACUGUUACCGGGUUUCCCAUACCCAGUAGAUCAUUCGGAUGCAUCUGCGGUCCGGAUUAUUCUCGAAUGCCAGAAUCGAACGAUCUGCAGGGGUCCAAAUUCUAUUUUCUCUAGGCUAAAGAAAGAAGGCAUAGAUCCGGAUGAGUACAUCUCCGUUUUCUGCCUCCGUAGCUGGGGAAAGCUGCCAGGGAACGUUCUGACAUCGGAGAUGGUUUACGUUCAUGGGAAAGUCUGCAUCGUCGACGAUCGUUUCGCUAUUAUUGGGUCUGCGAACAUCAAUGAACGAUCCCAGAGGGGCGACAGGGACUCAGAGCUUGCGGUGAUCAUUAGGGAUACCGAUAUGGUUGAUGGAACUAUGGCUGGGAAACCGUACAAGGUUGGGAGGUUCGCGCAUACCUUGCGUGUCCGCCUUAUGCGCGAGCAUCUUGGUGUUGAUGUUGACGCUAUGUAUGAAGAGGAUUUGAUGGCUAUCAAUCCUGAAAAGGAUGAGGUUGAUUUGGACGCUUGGGACCCAGACAAAGAACAACGGAGAGGCCCGGAUGAUGGAGUUACGAAAGCAGGUAAAGCUCAUGAGAGAACUGCGCUGAACGAAGCAGCUGGGGAGUUGAAAGAUACUCUUCAUGGGACAGAAUUUGGCACUGAGAAGGACACUGGGUACUAUCUUAGAAAAGUUGGCAUCAAAUCUUCUGGGGCCGACGCAACAGCCGAUGAUAAAUACCUCGAAGAAGAACGUCAAGACUUUUCGAAAGAUGGGAAGAAAGGGCCUGGCUUUGCAAGUGCGAUAGUUCCGACACUUGAAGAGAAGACUAUUCUUGAGCAUCGGCCGCCGCCAGAGCAGUCAAACGGUGACAGACCUUCCGCCGACGCUAACCAUGAUUCCAAAGGCGAUUCAGAGCCACACGAGGCUCGUGUGCACAAUGGCUCGAGGGAGUUGUUCGGCGCUCCAGCAGAUGCUUCCAAGAGUCCGCAGUCGGACGACGAGGUCCCUCAUGCACGUGGUGCGAGGGGUGAACCGACUGAUGAGGAGAAAGCGGCAGUCAACGCCCGCAAGUCUAUUCGCAGGCACUUAGAAGCUAAUAUUGGCACAAACCCUUGGACGCUUCUCACUCCCACUCCCGAGGUCGAUCCACAUGGGUUUGAGGACCCUGUGUGCGAUGCGUUUUGGAAGAAUGUAUGGGUUGCAUGUGCUGUGCAUAACACCGAGAUCUUCCGAAAGGUGUUCCAUUGUAUUCCUGAUGAUACGGUAACGACUUGGAAGCAGUAUAAGGAAUUCGUGCUUCAUCAUGAACGCAUGAAUAAACCAGUUAAGGACACAUCCGAGCCUGUAGGCCGUGUCCCUUCCGAGACGGGGGACGAGGAUGCUUUGGGUCACGAGAAGGAUUCAAAGGAGGCGGAGUCCAACGAGAAAGCAGAUGAUAUCUCAAGACACGACACGUUAAAGGCCAAGGGUUCCGUUCGCACGAGUGCAAGCAGUAGCCGGACUCAGAACAAUCGGUCACAGACGCCGAGCAACUUGGGUAUUAAAGAUUCGGGCACGAAAGAUGAUAUCCGACGUACGCCAUCACGUGCAGAUCGACCGUUUGAGAAGUGGGAGCGCGAUGAGAUGGAGAAGCUUUUGGGAGAACUGCGUGGGCAUCUUGUGUUGUAUCCGACUCGGUUCCUUGAAGGAGAGGACGUUGCGAAUAAUUUCUUGUUCAAUGCCGAUAGGCUUUUGCCUAUGCCGAUUUACGAUUAA
Messenger RNA from Fomitiporia mediterranea MF3/22, 3888 nucleotides. RefSeq names its product phospholipase D. The coding region runs from base 1 to 3888 and encodes 1295 amino acids. The transcript has 23 exons. Gene Ontology annotation, molecular function: phosphatidylinositol binding; D-type glycerophospholipase activity. NCBI's taxonomy places the organism in Eukaryota, Fungi, Basidiomycota, Agaricomycetes, Hymenochaetales, Hymenochaetaceae. Gene Ontology annotation, biological process: intracellular signal transduction; phosphatidic acid biosynthetic process; cell motility. The record is from RefSeq and is a predicted model, not a curated record.